Messenger RNA from Odontomachus brunneus, 9618 nucleotides. RefSeq names its product neuropeptide SIFamide receptor-like. The record is from RefSeq and is a predicted model, not a curated record. Bases 859 to 2337 code for a protein of 492 amino acids. The transcript has 3 exons. Lineage: Eukaryota; Metazoa; Arthropoda; Insecta; Hymenoptera; Formicidae. Gene Ontology annotation, biological process: G protein-coupled receptor signaling pathway. Gene Ontology annotation, molecular function: neuropeptide Y receptor activity; peptide binding. Gene Ontology annotation, cellular component: membrane.
UCUUCUAAGGCAGACUCAUUAGUCGCUCCAGCAUCCGGUCGCGGCAUACAUAUUUCCAUACACGUUGCUCCUCUCGUCGCUCGUACUACGCUUCGCGUCUCCCCGUCGCCCCACUUCCCAUCCCCCUUUUUUCACCGUAUCCGACAGAUCGUCGGACCCGGUCUCACCCUGUCUCGAUCUUCUCCCUCGAUCCCCCCCUGAUCACCCUCCGUCUCGAUCCACGACUCCGGUCCACGGGGGGUCGUGUCGACCUGACGGCCACACUUUGGCACACGUGCGAGUCGCUCCCGGCUGAGCUGAGGUGUGUUCCUCGGCUCCCGACGCGUAAACACCGUGCGAUCAUACCGUGUGGUCCCCGCGAGAUCGAUGUCGGCUUGGACGCUGGCUCGUCGCUGCUGUCAUCCGGCGUUCUUCUUCCGGUAGCCGGUGGUCGCGCCGGGAGCCGCGUCCCACCGGCGAAGCUUAACCCUUCACGAUCAAGAGCGGUCUGCCUCGAGAUCGUUGAUUUUCUCCCGCGGAUUCAGCAAGUCCUAGCAGCCGCGACAGUGCGUUUCUCUCUCUUUCUUUCUCUUUCUCUUCCUCCCUCUCUCUCUUUCUCUCUCUCUCUCGCGAGUAGCCGGCACAAGAUCUCAGCGAAGUGAGAAACGAAGCGACUUCCGGCGACCCGGGCGCGAACGGGAAGGUCGCGUAGGCGCGUCGAGGUUGGUCGCGGGGUCGACGGCCGCGAUACGCCAGCAGCAGCAGCAGCAGCAGCAGCUGAAGGCGGUGGCGAGGAGGUGGCGACGAGGAGGAAGCGGAGGAAGAGGAGGAACAGCACGACGGAGGAGGCGACGACGACACGCUGCUACGUUUCGGCUAAUGGUCGAGACGUCGAUCCGUCACUUCAGCACGCUCAAGUUACCGAUGCUGCAGCCACCGUCUCCCCUCCUGGAGAUGGCGUCCCUGCGUUUACCGGACUCGGACGAGUUCGACGUUGACACGCGUCGCAGGAGCAACAACGGCAACGUGCCGGCUACGACGAGUGUCGCCGUGAGUGCGCCGCCGCCUGGUACCGGUACCCUGCUGCAGAUGAAGAACGACAUCGGCGACUACCUCAACAAUAUCAUCACGGAGGUGAUCGCGACGAGUCCGCGCGGCGCGAUGGAUGAGGGCCAGGUUCACGGGCUGUUCAACGCCAGCAAGACGAAUCUGUCAGCGAUCGAGCAGAGCCCCGACCGGCUCUACCGGCACAGCAUGGCCAUGUCGGCCGUCUACUGCGUGGCCUACGUGGUCGUAUUUGUGGUCGGUCUGAUCGGCAACAGCUUCGUCAUCGCCGUGGUGUAUCGCUCGCCACGUAUGCGCACCGUCACGAACUUCUUCAUCGUCAAUCUCGCGGUCGCCGACGUGCUCGUCAUCGUCUUCUGCCUGCCGGCCACGUUGAUGAGCAACAUCUUCGUCCCCUGGUUCCUGGGAUGGUUCAUGUGCAAAGCGGUCGCUUAUAUACAGGGCGUCUCCGUGGCGGCCUCCGUCUACAGCCUGGUCGCGGUUUCUCUGGACAGGUUCCUGGCGAUCUGGUGGCCGCUGAAGUGUCAGAUCACGAAACGGCGGGCUCGCAUGAUGAUUGUCGUGAUCUGGUUUAUCGCCCUAACGAUGACGUCGCCGUGGCUACUGUUCUUCGACCUGGUCGCGAUCUACGAGGACGAGCCGGACCUGCGUCUUUGCCUGGAGACGUGGCCGCACCCCGAGGACGGCUCGUUGUUCUUUCUAAUCGGCAACCUGACGCUCUGCUACGUACUGCCGAUGAUCCUCAUAUCCCUUUGCUACAUCCUUAUCUGGAUAAAGGUGUGGCGCAGGCACAUACCUACCGACACCAAGGACGCCCAAAUGGAGAGGAUACAACAGAAAUCGAAGGUGAAGGUGGUUAAGAUGCUGGUGGUGGUGGUGAUACUCUUCGUGCUCUCGUGGCUGCCGCUCUACGUGAUCUUCGCGGUGAUCAAGCUGGGCGGCGACGUGGCCGAGCGCGAGGACGAGAUCCUGCCGAUCGCCACGCCGAUCGCCCAGUGGCUGGGCGCCAGCAACUCCUGCAUAAAUCCGAUCCUCUAUGCCUUCUUCAACAAGAAGUACCGCCGCGGCUUCAUCGCCAUCCUGAAGAGCGGCCGGUGCUGCGGCAAGCUCAGGUAUUACGAAACCGUCGCGAUGAUGUCCUCUUCGACGAGCAUGCGCAAGUCCUCGUACUACGUCAACAACAACAACAAUAACAAUAAUAACAACAACUCGUCGACGAGACGCGCCUGGCACGGACCGCCGGUCCAUCAAGACAGCAACGUCUCCUACAUAUUCAAUCACACCGGCGUGUAAUCGCGGUGACCGCCUGAGCCGGAGGCGCCUGAAGCGCCUCCGCUUUUGUCACACUUGCGAUUCAACCGGUCGAACAAACUACAAGGGGACCACCACGGUGCGGUGGACCCUCUUCGCGGCCCCGACGAAGCCAAAUCCGUGCCGAAGUCCGCCGGUCCGAGAUUCCCGGGUCAUCCUGCGGAUGAUAGACACGAUUGUUACUCGGGUCGGAAGUCACCGACAGGAAGACGAGCGAGCGGAAGAAGGGCGACAGGGAGGGGAGGACCCCGAGGGUUCCGGAGACCUCACCCGACCAAAUCAGACCACGGGGCGGGUCGUCGUCCUGCCAUUGUCGUUACCGAAGACAUCGUUGUCUGGAUUUUGUCACAAUGUAGCCAUUAUGUAUAUGUAACAUACUCUAGUUGUUAAGAGAGGACCUCGCCGUUUUUGUGGGCGCGCGCGAGCGCGUGGUCGUUUGUUCCAAGAGGGCGACGCGAGAUAGCCUGGCUUCCCCGGCUGACUUGCGGGGAGACUCGCGGAAUUACGUUUUGAACGAAGCCCUUACUUAGGAUUUGUCCUACAUGUCGAGAUAUUUGUAUGUCUGCCGUCUCGAGUGCACGCUCGGAGCGGAUGGUAGAUCUAGUUAAGUGUACCAAUUAAAUGUGUAACGUGCGAGUUCGUACGCGAUCGUACGUUCUCUCCUCGCGUGUGUCGAGAGUGUAAUUAGCGCGAGUGCGACGAGAUGACAAUAUUGUCGGCUCACACACGAUGGCCCAAGCUCGCUCACGCGGCCACGUCGCGAGCACGUUGUCGAGUCGUUGUCCCUCGACGGCGGAUUGCGUCGUGGCUGGCUCUCACUUCCGCCCGUCAUGAGGGAGACAAUUAGGCGCGCGCGACAAUUACUCGACGCUUCUCGGCCAAGCGGUUGCGUAAUUAAGAGGGCGAGAGUGAAGGCGUGCAGCACUCUCGUGCAUGGUGCACGCUUCAUCGGGCGAACCGACCGCGGCUGAUGGUCGGAAGAGGACUCUGUCCGCGUGAUUUUUGAAAAUAGAGAGCGCCCAGCUAGCCGGGGUUUCAGCAACUGAUCGAACGAGUCGGACAGUUGGCAUUUCGAGAUCGAACCUUGAACCGGUCGCUUCUCUUUCAAACCUGCGCGUUAUGUCCGUAUAUUUUGGCAAUAUAUUUUUCAACGGGAAGCGCCCCGAACGGAAAGGGUGGGUCCCGCGCAAGGUUGCGAGUCGCGACUCAUCGUCACGUUCUCCCGGCGGGCAUCCUUGACGACCUUUCAAACUUUUUGCGCCGUAAACAGGACACGGAGAAACGGACGAGAUCGGGAAAACGUUAUUUUGUGAGCGCGUACAUAGAUCUGUGUGUCACGUGUGUACGUAUGAGUGUGCAUGUAUGUGGGGGAGGCGGUAAUGGAUAAUCGAAUCCUUGUAAACACUCCGUCUCUCCGUGGGCGAGCGAGCGAUUCUCCGUGUACUUAAAAUUACACGCUAAGGUCAAGUGCGUGUAUUCGCGUUUACGGAUAUAUUAACUGAGUUAGUCCUUCGGUGGUCCUUCCGCGUAACGUCGUUUCUCGCACUUUACGCAAAACAGAUAGAAAGAGGCCGCAGUAAAGCGCACAGGGGAUACCACACAAAGUAUCGUCUCUAAAGGAUCUUGAAGAUGUCUCAUUCUUCAACGUUCUCCGGGCGUUUUCCAGACAUCUCUUGUACUGCACUUCGUGUUAUCCGGAAGUCACACUGAAAAAAAGUCUUGUAACAGUUAACAGAUGCAUUUGGUCGAGCGUUUCAACGUAACGUUUGGUUAUUAAUAUCAAAUUGUUAAUAGUCACCAUCCAUUCGUCUGCCAAUAAUUACAGGAUAAUUAGCGAGGUAAAUUGUUCUUUUAAUUAAACUAAUUAAAUGGUUUGGUAAAUAACAGCAAAUAUAACUUGCUAACAAUUUCACUCUCAAUUACAGUCUGUCACCCAAGUAUUUAGUCACUUUAUGUAGUCACUUUGUGUCACGUAAUAUGGUAGGUAUUACUGAAUAAUACGGUUUUGGUUGACAAAUUGUUUGCAGAUACGUAUCACUUAGAUUGGCGACAGUCAAGUCGACAGACCAAGUUUGAAUGAGCCUCGCUAAGGUUAUUUGCUAACGCUCACCAAAUUCUUCGAUUAUAUUCAUCUACACACGUUCUCAGUUGAAACUAUUUCACCAGAGUGUCUGGUAACUAUUGUCCAGACUUGAUGGUUAUUACCAGGCCUUUUGUUCAGUGUACAGAGCAAAAAUACCGUUAUAUCGAGAGAAAUUGCCAACAUUGUCGUAAUUGAAGUAAACCUUCUUGAUUCAACAAUAUCAUACUUGAAACUAAUACAUCAUACAUUAUUUCGAUGACUCACGUGUCAGUUUCAAGUGGCAUUGCUGUUCAAUCGGGAAGAUUUACUUCAAUUACGGCAACGUCGGCAAUCUUCGCUGAUGCAACAGCAUUUCUCGUACGUGUACGACCACUGAAAGGAGGCUUCGAUUGCGCGCGUUGUAACACGGCUGCAACGAAAGCGAUCGUUUCCCGAUCAGGAUAAUCCCGAUGGGAUCUUCUCGGGCGCGAUUGUCCGUUCGAGUUCGGAUGGAGGGCGCGAGUACGAUUCAUGACAGUCUUCUGAAGCCGCGAUACUUAUCACGCGCGUUUCGCCGUCGAACGAGAUGACACCCGUCGACGAUAAAUCAAGAACGCACUUUGUCCAUUGACACCGUGGCCCGGAUGGGACCGUGUCGCGGGAUUUUCGCGCGCUCGCGCGCCUUGUAACGCAAUAGCGAUAUCGAGCAGUUGUAUCACUCACUCGUUACAUUUUAAGGGCCGGCGUUGAUCGGCUUUAGAGGUUUAGGGCGGUUUUGUCCCCCUUCUCUCUCCCCUUUCCUCCUCCUUCGGAGAGAGAGCGGGAUUACUUUGGAUCUUUAUAGCUGUAAAAAAAAAAAGGAUCGCGGUAACGUCAUAAGCGAAAAAUGUCGGAUUUUACGAUAGAACAAUUAUUUUCGUAAGAUUUUUAUACGAGGCGAAGGCGAGAGUCCGUAAGUUCGUAGGUGUAACGAAGACGUAUGAAUUAUUAUAAGGCGGCCCUGCCGGGGCUAUCCCGAUUCUCAUAUCUAUCCGUGGUACGGCACACGGCCACCCUCUCGAGGUGGGUAUCGCGAUUAGCUGUGACGGUGGUAAUAAGGUAGACAUGGCGCGAAAGGAGACCAGCGUUAGCGCAAGCGGAGGAGCGCAGUCGGAGUCGGAUGUUACACGGGUGAAUUUUUAUCUUUACUCAAUUUUUAUUUUUUUAUUUAAUAAAUUAUAUAUAUAUAUAUAUAUAUAUAUAUAUAUAUAUGUAUUAUAUUUAUAUAUACAUUUUUUAUUACGUUAUAAAUUUUAUUAUAUAUAGAUUUUACUUUUAUAUUUAACUUUCCAUCUCAAAUGUGAAAAUUCAAAGAAACUCGUCCGAUUGAAUUGCUCGCGAUCCCACGAGCAAAACGAAUAUCGUUCACGUGUAACAACUCUCUUAUUCGGACGGGAGUUUUUUUUUCCUCGGCUACAAUUUCGGCUUCUUGCAAGUUUCUCGGGAGUUGUUGAUUCCUCUUGAGGUCCUCAUUUGAAAGGAAUUUGUAUUCUCUUGGAAAGUUUCUUUCGCGAGCAAAGCUCCUCGAGCAAGGCCGCGGAAACGCUCGGGGCUCUGAUGUAUGUACGAUUUGUCGGAUUUAAAUUUCGAUGUUAGGGACGAGCACUCGUCUCUGUAUUUACUCGCGGCGAUUGGCGCGAGACUAACAGGUUCACCGUGCCUGCAGCAUCGGCAAUUGAACGCACCGGAAUCCCAUCGAUCCCGGCUACAAUCGCAAGCUGCAACUGAAUACUUGCGUACGCGUACGCAGAAUGUCGAGCGCGCUCGAGUGUACGAACAUGAAUAUUGCAACACACGUAGUGUACACACGUAAAAAUUAAGCGCAAGUCUAUCCGCUGUGUCUGUGUAUAUGUACAUAUUAUACAUCUCUAUACAUAUAUAUAUAUUUAUCUAUUAUUACUACACAUUGUUACUGCAUGCACACGCAGACACACAUAUACACAUAUGUUCCAUGUUCAUCGUUUCACCGAGAAUCUUCUUCAUAUCGUAGAUCGUUAAUGGCCCAUUUGCCAUCGAUCUCCGUCACGGUGUACCUUUUGUACGCAUCUUAGUGGGAUAAGCUACUUGACAGUUAAAUCAUAUGUCUGUCUUCAUUUUUUCUUUGGACAGAGGCAGACAUAUGAUUUAACUGUUAGGUAGCUUACCAAGAAGUUGGAACAAUUGACCUUUAGAGGCUUCAGUUUUAGAGGGUUACGCCACGGGGCUAUUAACGAUGGACGUAUGCUGGUGACUGACUCCUCGGACUGCAUCGCGUGACAGUUCGGGAGCGAGUUGCCGUUGAUAGGUGUCUUAUUGUUCGCUCAGCAACAGCUUUUAGAGCCAAGUUCGUUGCGUUUGUAACUUAGAUAAGUGUGAAGGGCCGUUGUAGAAUGAAUGACCCGUGAGAGAAACGCUGGUAUUGGGGCCGUAAAAUGAAUCUAGAUCGGGAUAUUCGAAUGUAUCCGGAUGAUGAUGAUGAAAUUCGAUGUUGAGAUUCGAAGGACCAGCAUCGAGACAAAAGAAACAAUCGAACAUGAGUCAAGUGCGUCGAGCAUCAUAUACGUUUCCGGAUUGGAUCAUCAUUUGCAUCUGAACGUUGUACAAAAAAAAAUGUCAGUUGGUGCAAGCGAAUAGGAACCAACUGAAAAUAAGGUGAUCAGAAGCGAUAUCUGUUUUGAAAACUAAUAUUUCUGUUGUCGCAAACGAAAAUAUUCGUCUGAACAUUCAGCGAUAUUAGAACUUGAUUGGAGCAACUGAAAACAAUUGAUUAUAUAGAAGCCUCAUAAAGGAAUUUUUCUGUUUCUACUGACAAAUUUUCGUCCCUAAGCAACCGAAAAUUCGAUUGCACCAACAGAAUUCUUUUUUCCGUGUACUUAAUAGGAAAAGGUACUCUUCCACCCGCGUUGCAAACAAUAAAUGGAAAUAAAAAAUGGCUGACGAAACUCAAGAUAAAAAUCCGGAAAUUAUAAACCUAUUUUUAUUUGAAUUUUGUCAGAUGCAUUUUCUUUCUAUCUAUUGAUUUGUACUUGCACGCAUUUUUUGGGAUUCGCCGCUGCAAAUUCGAUGAAAUUUACGAAGUUUCUAAUUGAUCUAACGUAUAAACUGCCCAUGAACAGUUGAAUAAAAUAACGUAGUGCACCAUUUCAUACUCGAAUAUUUUAUAUAUAUUCGACGGAUUCUCCGCGCUGAGAGAAAAGGGUAGUUGAAUCGACAAAAUCACCGGCAAAUAAAUAUUAUAUCUAUUGGACAAAUUACACGCGUUAGCACAACAACAAGUCGCGCUGAUACAGUUACUGACCAAUUCGCAAUCAUUGAAUCGAUCGUCAGCUCACCACAGUAAUUGUAUAAUUCGUUUAGUCGACUGAACUUUUGCUCGAACGAAUUUCAUUCGUUUCAGCAGAGUCUCGUUAGAUCAACCACUUCUCUUCUCACUGCGCGCAUUCUCCACGGAAAUGUCACGUUUGCUCGAAUCGUAAACGGCGUGACGCGCUCAUUCGAAUAUUUACGGCCCUAAUCUGUAACCCAUUCUGCCGCCAGUACGUAGAUCUUAUCGCGUUGUUGUCACGUAAUGAUACGGUGUUCGAAAGGCCGCGAUCUCGCGCCAACUACGACAUAAGGGCGAGCUGUCCUCGUUGUUAAAGAUUAUGCUUCCACUUGGACGAAUUUAAUGUCGUGUUAAUUCGAAUUUUCGCACGAAGGAGAAACACGUGGAGGAAGACAUCGUCGUCCCUAUCAGGGAUUCUGUCUUGUACAUAACAAGAUACUGCGUCACAAGACACUGCGAGCUUAAAUCAUAACGACUUUCUACUCGUCAAUCGGUUCCCACCAUACUUGACCACUUUCACGUUCAGCCAUUAUACCGAUGAUAUCCGACAAUUAAGUCCGUGCGUGCGAAAUCGAGGCGCGCCGGCAAGCGCCUUUCGAGAGUGAUGGCGAGCCCGACGUUUUUCUGAGCAUUCUCGAUCCUUACACGUAACUGCCGCGCGUUUGUGUGCGUUUGCAUGUACGGGCGUGUGUGCAUGUGUGCGCGUUGAGUGUAUUCUAUCGUAUAGAAGGAGGUGUAUUUGUGUUACGCACUCCUCGCGAAUAUUUACGCCGAGAUCCCUUCGCCGCGGUUGCUCACCGAUUAAUCUUUAAACGUCGUGGACGCUUGGCGCACGAAGAGAGACGUCGCUGAUGCCCGUUUCGGACGAUUCAUGAGGUCGCGAGGAACUCGCGGACAGAUUCACAGAUGUGAAUAUCGCGAGGUAUCCUCGAGAUCUGCGCGACUCCCGCGAUUUGCUGACGAGAAAUGCCGCGACCCUUCUUCUGUAAUACCGAUUCUUUGAGUGUUCUCCGCGUGUUACGGAGCAGAAUCGAAGACACAGGAUCGUCCGGAGCGAGUGGCUUGUCUGUGACAUGCGAUGAAAAUUCCGAUUUUCGACUGUCAUCCACAUGAAAGUUCCAGGUGGAACUUGUGAGACACCCUGAUCGCUUGGAUUGCACGGCGAUAAUUCUAAGGUUUCUAUGCUCAAGAUCGGCUUUUUUAGACAACACCGAUAGGAUAGGUUAUCUAAUAGGAGACGACUCUACGUAUAUAUAUUUUUUUCAAUUUUUACCGACAGUUUUUGUAUGGAAGGAAUAAGUGGCGGGACGUCCGGCUCUCUUCGAAAGUUUCUUUCGUGAGGAUGACAGUUGGCGGGGACCGGGCCCGGGGCUGAACGGCGACUUUCGCGUAAUAUCGAGUAUUUAAAGAGCACAAUAAUUCCAGAUCAUCUCGAAAUAUACGACUUAAACAUUCGAGUAUUGUUAGCGCCGCUCAAGUAUCCGAAUAUCCGCUACAAUUGAAUACUUUGGAUUAGGAUAAAAACGUUUCUUCUCCGAAGAAAAGUAAAGCGAAAGAAAGAAAAAAAAAAGGAAUCUCCUAAGUGCAUAGAGGUGUCCCUCUUUUGUAAACUUUAAUUUUAGACUUAUAGGUCUCGAGAUCUAAUCUUUUUUACAUAUCCACUCUUGUCUCGCAAUACAUACAUACACUACUUAAAUACCGUCGUUGAUCGCCUUGCAUUACUCGAGCAGUGCGCGAAUAAUGGAUACUUUCCAAAUUUUCAAGAGUAACAUUCAACUAAUCGAAUGGUCCACGCCUUAUGUCCCGCGUAUGUGUGUGUACAUAUUACAAAGAAAUUUUAUAAAUGAGAUGACAGCGA